UAUGCCCUCGGGUCCCGCCUCUGAUCCUGCAUCUCGCAUCCUUUGGUCCUGGACUACGAUUCCCGGCGUGCUUCGCUCUCCAAGGCUGGAUCGAGGUCGCGCAGCCGCCUCCAGGCUAAUUGACUAGCCUGUUGAUAGCCCUGCUUAGCAUUUCCCCCCUUUUGCCUCCCCACCUUUUCCCCACCUAGUUCUUGCCUCGGGCGAGAAAGGGCGACCAGCAGACCAGCGGACAGACGUCCUGACAUACUGAGAGCGGGCUCCGGGAUGGAAGCACUGAUGGGCUUUUGAAGAUCAGAAAGGUGGCUUAUGUAAGUGUCCAGACCCUGAACAAGAAACCAUGGCCCUGCCUUUCCAAAAAGAACUGGAGAAAUACAAGAACAUUGAUGAAGAUGAACUCCUUGGUAAACUCUCAGAAGAGGAACUAAAACAAUUGGAAAAUGUUCUCGAUGACCUAGAUCCUGAGAGCGCGCUCCUACCAGCAGGUUUCCGGCAGAAAGACCAGACACAGAAAGCAGCCACAGGCCCCUUUGAUCGGGAACACCUCCUUUCAUAUUUGGAAAAAGAAGCAUUGGAACACAAAGACAGGGAAGACUUUGUCCCCUUCACUGGAGAAAAGAAAGGAAGGAUCUUUAUCCCCAAAGAAAAACUAAAAGAAACUCGUAAGGAAGAAAAAGUGACUCUUGACCCAGAAUUGGAAGAAGCUUUAGCUAGUGCCUCUGAUACUGAACUCUAUGAUCUUGCAGCCGUUCUUGGAGUUCACAAUUUAGUCAAUAACCCAAGGUUUACUGAAGAAGUACCCAGUAACGAUAGUGGAAAAAGCCCUCCUAGAAAUGUGGUCAAAGGUGAAAAGGUCAAGCCAAUAUUUGAGGAACCACCCAAUCCCACAAAUGUGGAAGUAAGCUUGCAGCAGCUGAAAGCCAAUGAUCCCAGCCUUCAGGAAGUCAACCUCAACAACAUUAAGAAUAUUCCCAUUCCAACCCUGAGGGAGUUUGCAAAGGCUCUGGAGACCAACACCCAUGUGAAAAAGUUCAGCCUGGCUGCCACUCGGAGCAAUGACCCUGUUGCAAUUGCUUUCGCAGAUAUGUUAAAAGUAAACAAGACAUUGAAAAGUCUAAAUAUCGAGUCCAACUUUGUCACUGGAACUGGCAUUCUGGCACUGGUGGAUGCCUUGAAAGAAAACGAGACCCUGACAGAGAUCAAGAUAGACAACCAGAGACAGCAGUUGGGAACAGCUGUAGAAAUGGAAAUUGCCCAGAUGCUUGAGGAGAACUCAAUGAUUCUCAAGUUUGGAUACCAGUUUACAAAACAAGGGCCAAGAACCAGGGUAGCAGCUGCUAUCACAAAGAAUAAUGAUCUAGUUCGCAAGAAACGAGUGGAAGGCGACCGGCGAUAACCCAACCUUCGGAGGAGUGCCGCUCUGCCUUAGGCAGCUAGCUGUUAAGAUCGCAACCUUAAACUCUUGCCCCAGCGAGACCAUUUUUGCAAAGGUCAUUCAUUUCCGUUAAUUGCUCCCUCUUUAUUCACACCACUAAUAUGUUAACUUCAUUUGUGUGUGUGUGACAUUAUUUCUCUCAGAUGAAUAAUGUUCACAUAUUUUUUGUUUUCAUCAUUUGUGAUUCUGGCAUGCACAGUGAACAGUGGAUUGAUAUAGACUUUAGUUGAGUGGUAACCACCAGGAAUGACAUUAACUGCCUUCAUAUAGGGAUUUCUUGCCCAAUCUAUUCAGUGUAACCAGCUUGUGUUUUUACUUCCCACAUUUUUAACCACAAAAAUGAUUUUAGUACAUAAGAUAUGAUUUUAGGUAUAGUUGUUUUUAUCAAGCCCUAGCUCUGUUUACAUACACUGCUUUGAGUUAGGCUCAUUGUUACAGAGACAUUCUGCUGACAUAACAAAAAAACAUGUGCCAGUAUUGCCAACCCUAUAUUGGGUGAGAGUAUCGAUGGAUUCCAUGGGACUGGAAAAUUACUGAAAGAACAUACCCUACCUGUGGUGGGCCAGUAGUAUCAUAUGGAGGAGCAUCACUUUACCUUUAACAGCCUUAGGAAAAUGACUACAAAGUAUUUACCAGCCCACAAAUACAUUAUUUACCAGCUAAAAGAUCAGGUAGUGAAAUUAAUUCAAGCGCCCUUCACUACUUGUCCAGCAUAAAUUGUUUCUUAUUAUCAAGCAAUGAUAACGAUUGGAAAGGCUGUUUUCACAUUUUUCAAACAUAGCUUUUAACAUUUUAACAAAAGGUUUUGGAGCUCUGCUUUCCUUUUAAAUUCACCAUACUACUGCUCAUCAAGAUUGUCUUUUAACUGCACUUUUGAGAUGCACUGUUUGGACUAAUUAUAAACCUCUGUGGCUUUGUCUACAUAGUGCCAAAACAACAGAAUGAAAGGUGAAAAAAUCUGAUCAGUUCUGUAUUAUACCCGUUUUAUCUCCCCACUACGGAGGGGUCCCACUAUUUGGGAACAUACCAGUACAGACUGAAUUUUUCACUUGUCAUCUAGAUGUUUCUCAUAGUGCAGACAUAGCCUAUGAGAAUACAAGUGACUUAACUGGAUAUUUAAUCUGCAUAAUGUUUUUAACCUAGUCGUUCAGUACUAAAUGACAGAAAAGCAUGCUAUAUAGCACAAGGGUAGGCCGCCUUGGGCAUUGGUGCCACCUAGUGGCGUCUGAGGCAUUCUGCAACCCCUCUCCAUGUAUAUUUCUUUUUUCUUUUCUAUCUCCUUUUACUUCUAUUUUCUCCCUAAUUUUCUUUUCCCUCCUCCUUCCUUUCUUCCUUCCCUCCUUCCCAAUUUUUCCUUAUCCCCUAACUAAACCUGGGCCCUUCUGGUGUUACCAGGUGGCACACACAGAGAUCAAAUUCAGAAUUUCAAUUCUAUGGCCAAUUAUCUCUGCCAUGUGGACACAGUUUUUCUCAGUAGCAUUAAAAAAGUUAAUGAGAAAAUACAGAUAUGUUGUGUUACAGCUCUUAAUUUGUAGAAUACUGGAUCAACAUUUAAUACACAGUCUUUUUUUAAAAUGAAGUAUUUCUAAUCACUAUGACUUGUGUUAUCUAUCCUUACCUACAUCUGGGUCUUCAAAACAGCUUAAAAGUAUUUCUUAUAGAAUAUUUAUAUAGUGAGGGUUAUAGUCAGCAUAUAUGCUGGAAUCAAUAGCCACUUUCACCUGUUAAAUGAGGUGCUUGGAUUUAGGCCCCUUAAGGUUUAAAAAAAAAAUCAAUAGCUCCAGCAUGAAAUGAAAUUUAUCUAUGUGCUUCAAAUUAGUGGGAUUUUCAUAGUCACCCUGAUGUUUUCUUUGCAACUCUGCAAGACAUCACAAAGUCCCUAGGGCCACUGAAUAAAGAAAACACACCUCCAUUGAAACCAGCAGCCUCUACUUUCACCAGCCAUCCAAUAUUACAGCAUAGAGGCUAACUAAACCAAUGUUUGAGCCUACCACCAUCUUUAAACUCAAAGUCAGUGUUGCCUAAUGGGCUAGAGUACUAGGCUUUGGGUAAGAAAGCUUUAAGUAUAAAUCUGGCCUAAAGAGACUUACUAGCUUCUAUGAACCCAGGCAAGUCCAGUCACCUCUCUGAGCCUCAGUUUCCUUAUCUGUAAAAGAAUGGUGUUAAUACAAGCAUCUACUUUACAGGGAUGUGUAAGGCUCAAAUGAGAUAACAUGUGUAAAGCAUUUUGCAAACCUUAAAAGCAUUGUAUCCAUGUCAGUUAUUAUUAUUAUUCAGUGUAUAUGCUGACACCCUUGUUCUACUCUCAUGCAAAAAACAAAAUAAACAAACAAAUAAAAAAGUAGUUUUCACCUCAGACCAACUUUCCAUCAGUGAAGAAUUGAGGAAGACACAAUUAUUCCCCAGCCAGAAGUAAAAAAAAAGUUAUAAUCAGUGCACCCUAUGUCAAUGAGCUAAUGCAUUUUUUGUGAUGAUCUUAUACAAAAUUCAGGUAAUCAGCCUGAAUUUACUAUGUACUAGGCACUGUGGGAAAUACUCAAUAUCACCCUCAAGUAACUUGCAAUUUAGUCUUUAAUGAACCUUUGGAUUUCCUUGUGGGUCUUUUGGUUGGAGGGGUGGGGGAAAUGUGAGCUUGGAACACUUUAGGUCUACUAGACUGAGGGCAGGGAUUGUGCCUUACCUAAACUCUGUAUUGCUCCCACCAUAGUGCAAUGGGUGCUUAAUAUAUCUUUUUUGAAUUUAUUUUAGUUCGAAUUUAGAGAUAUACUUGAUACCCAGCAGGUGUUACUAUAGAGGAUUGGUUUAGCUGAAGAGUACUCUCCUCCUCUACCUUUUGGAGGAGUAAAUAGAACUGAUUCUUCCUGACCACACCUGUCUCCACCCAUUGGCACUGGCUCAGGUUGUGACCUUCACUCAAGAUCCUUGGCUCUAUUCCCUCUUCCUUCUCUCCUGUGUGUGGGGGAGCAAAGGGUGGGGUGAGGUGUGGUGAAGGAAAAAGCCCAAAAUCCCCUUUUUCAGCACAACCCUCCCCCCAGUUAGUUCAUGAGGGUUUUAGCCUAUGAUAAGGGUCCUGGUACCACAUGACUUUUUUUUUUCACUGCAAAGUUAAGAGGCUUAAAAGUAUAGAUUAUUCAUAAAAUUCAUAAAGCUCUGAGCCCCCCCAGGAAAUCUUUUAAUUACCAGACUCAAAGUGGGCUGUUUAAGCUAGUUGAAUUCUGUAUAGUCAAUUAUCCUCAGACUUUCCCCUCCCUCCUUCCCCUUCUAUAGCAAAAACAUCAACUCAGGACAGAUUAAAAUGGUCUUCAUCUAGAAAACCAUCAUUAAAAAUACAAAUAACCAGUAAGCAAAAAAGUUGAACACAGCAAAGAAACACUUAUUGAUAACUAUGCCAUCCACUGCACAUAACAAUAAAACAGAAGAAAAUAAUCAAAAUUCUGUAAAACUUCUAAAUUCUAAUUGCAAAUGCAAAACCUAUAGUUUCAGGGGAAGCUAGGUGGUACAGUGGAUAAAGCACUAGCCCUGGAUGAGGACCCAAGUUCAAAUCCGACCUCAGACACUUAACACUUACUAGUUGUGUGACCCUGGGCAAGUCACUUAACCCCAAUUGCCCUGCAAAAACAAAACAAAAAAAACUAUAGUUUCCUCUCCCUCUUCUAAAAUUAGAUAGAUCCUAUAAAAGGGUUCUUCUACCAUAAAAAACCCAACCAUUAUUAUCCUUUAAUAUUCCUUCCUACCUCAAAUAUUCCCAUUACUUCCUCCUAAAAUCAAAACAAAACAAAAACAAAAACAAAUAAGCUCAUAAUAUGCCAGAAGUGGAAAAACAGUGGUAUGAUAGUACCCAGGGAAGUUUAGAAAAACUUGAUAAAAGAACAUAGGAAUCCUAUUCCUAGCAGGAGUUAAGCCUCCUGCUAGUGAAUUGGCAAGUCUAUAAAGACAUGUUUUGAAUCCAUUUGCUGAAGAAUAAAGGUGUUAGCCAUCUCCCUCCCCACCCCCACCCCCAUUCCUUUCCUUUUCUUCAACUGUGAAUCUAUUUAUUUUGUCAUUUGGAUAUUUAGAAAAUUGAUUGGGGGUAUUUGAGGGGAAGAAGGAGGAACUGAAGGCUAAUUGCCUAAUGGCAAAACUAAUAGCAGCUCAGCUCCACUCCCCACUGAGCUAUUUCCUGCCUUCUGUACAAACAGCUAUUAUUGCACCAUCAGUAAAAAAAAGGGACUAAGAACCUUAAACUUUAAAUCUGCAACCUGAUCCCAAGCACAAAUCUUUACAGGGAGACCUCUCAUUCAAAGAUAUGCAAAAGACUCCUCUUUCCCACUCUCACUCAUUGGCAUUGGGAAAAGGGGGAAACACCUGAAACUUCUCACCAUCAUUUUCAUUCUGAACCCAAAAAUCGUGAAGACUGUGAAGGUUGACCCUUCAUGUAGGGGUGGAUGAUCUGAAUAGUGAGACUGGAGGAAAUCUUAAUAUGGUUUAUUUAAAGGAAUUGAGGACAUUUAACUUGGGAAAGAGAAGACUUGGAAGAUGGAGGGAAGACUGCCUAGCAAGGUUGCUGGGUUCAGAUAUCUGAAAGAUUGUCAUGUGGAAGAAGAAUUAGACUCUUGGCUCCUGAUCACAGACUUUGCUAUGGGUGGGAAUUUAAAAGGGAGGCUAAUUUCAAUUCAAACCUAAGGAAACACUUUCCAACAAUUAAAUCUGUCCAAAAAUGGAAUCAGUCAGCUGUCACAGCAAAUUCCCCAUCAUGGUAGGUCUCAAAGUAGGAACUGAACGUUCAGUCCUUGGGGAUGUAGAUAGGAUUUAUGAUAAGAAUAAGGAGUAGGGUCGCUUCCAACUCUUUCAACUCUGAUCUCUUAUUCUACAACCUGCUGGGCCUCUUCCUCAUCCAGGCAUUUGUCAGUCUUUGAUGGUAAAUAACGUAAGGAUAGGCUGGCAAAGGAGAAAUUCAUCUGAGACCAAGAUUUUGUUUGGGAAAUUGAAAUUGGCAAAUUUACUCAUUUUACAUUGAGCCUAUAAGUAGAUCCCAUUAUUUUUCAAGGGCAAGAAGUCUUUUAAGACAUACACAGUGAUGUUUUAUUUUUUUAAUAGUUACUUGUGUCCCUUUGAAUAGGAUUGUGGGGGGAGGAACCCACAUAGAGAGGGCCUACAUGUGACUGUGCACCUGAUGAUCCUCCUGUCAGUCCUGUCUACUCCUCCCAAGUACAAUUGGUUUCUAGGGGUGAAUGGAGUGAGGAGAUAUUUUCUUCCUCCAUUUCUUCCUUUUUCUAUCCUUGACCUGGUUUUGUUUCCCAUAUGGUAUUAAAAUCAAUCUGCCUAGAAUGAGCCCUAUUCUAAUACAUGAAGGAAGAAAACUUCCAAAACAGGAAUUUGGGUCCUGGGCCAAGGGUUCGGAAGUGCAACAGGAAGGCCAUGAGGUGAAGGAAGAAUCAGAAAACAGGAGGCAGUUUGUAAUGUCUCACUGUUAUCCUCCUCUUGUUAUCAAACUCCAAGAGAGUUCUCUUUACCCAGCAGCCUCAUUACAGGUGCUAGCUCUGGUGCUAAAGGGGAAAAAAUUACCCAUUUUAUGUCAGAUUAGCUUUUCCCCAUAUCAUAGCAGCCACCUCAUCAUCACCAGCAGCCAAACAUUGGUCAUGAUAGUAUUCUACCACCACCAAGACCUCCAGGAACCUUUAUGACCCAAAGCCCUGUACUAAGAGCUGUGUUUCAUCACCAUUCUAUGGAAGAGGUGGGAAAGAAAAGAAAGGUACUUCUGAGUUGGGGUUCAAAUCAUCAGUGCAGUCAAUAAUAAUGCUGGCUAUUAGCAGCAUAUACAAUUAACUAUUUAUUCACACUAAUGGAGAAGUAGUAGCAUGGAUAACCCAAAAUAUAAAAGAAUACAAACAUUACCUUUUCUUUCCAUACUUAUAAAAUGAAGAUAUUAAUGCUUACACUACCUAGCUUACAUGGUUAUUUCCAAGAUAUCUGAUUCCUUUUAUCCCCUUUAAGUAGAUAUUUUAUCACUAAAUAAGAUAAUAAAUGUGAAAAUGCUUUAAAAAUAAUGCUAUAGGGCGGCUAGGUGGCCAGUGGAUAAAGCACCGGCCCUGGAUUCAGGAGUACCUGAGUUCAAAUCUGGCCUCAGACACUUUACACUUACUAGCUGUGUGACCCUGGGCAGGUCACUUAACCCCCAUUGCCCCACAAAAAAAAAAAAAUAAUGCUAUACAAAUGCAAGGUGGUAUGGUAUUUAGUGUUAAGAUGCAUUAUAUUUUUGUAACAAAUCUACCUUCCUCACUACCAUAUUUAUUUGCAUAGGUGCCCUUAUUCCUUUCCUAGCAGAAAUGUUUGUUAAUAUAUAGAGAGGGGCAGCUAGAUAGCUCAGUGGAUAAAGCAUGGGCCCUGGAUUCAGGAGUACCUGGGUUCAAAUCCGGCCUCAGACACUUAACACUUACUAGCUGUGUGACCCUGGGCAAGUCACUUAACCCCAAAUGCCUCACCCAAAAUAAAUGAGAGAGAGAGGGGGGGGGGUGUUAAUAAUUAAGGGAGCAUAAAUUCUAAUCCUAUUCUUGCCACUUACUAGCCCUUUGUCUGGGUCUCAGAUUCCCUUACCUGUCAAAUAAAUUAAAAUUGAAUUAAACUUCUUUCCAGUUCUUAUUUGGUUAUUUUCAAUUACUUGCUGCUCUGCUUCUUUGGAUAGAAGAGAACCCAGAAAAACCUGAUCUGCUAAUACAACAUAAUUUCCCUCUUAGUGAAGCCUCUGAAAGUUUGAUAAGAGGAGAAAAUUUUAAAAGUAGCCAAGAGAAAUUCUUUCAGUAAGAAAAGGAUCUUUUAACCCUCUUCUGUGGCUUUUACCAAGUCUCUGAAGGGAUUUCUAACAAGCACACUGCCAAGGAGGAAAUCAUGUGGGUGGGGAAAAAAUAAUUAUUUUCUCCUUCAAGUUAGGAGAUAGUAUGGCAAUAGGAAAAGGAAAGGAAAGUAAAGGAAAAAAAAGUUUCCUUUACAAUUAAAGAUAGCAUGAAAUAUCUCUCUCAUAUCGAUUAUCUUACAAAUCCUGAGCAUACAUUGGCUAGUCAGGAUUAUGGGAUGGUGGGAAGGGAAUAAGGAAGAAGAUUAGGUAAACUAUACAGUGAAAAUAGAAUGCAUGUGAAACAUACUUAUAAGGAAUCUUUGUUUUAGAACCAAAUAUUGCUAGUGACAAUCUUUAAUUUAAAAAUAUAUAUUUAUUCCAACUUCAAAUUAUUUCCUUCAGCAUGAAUUUCUUUAAAACCUUCAACAAUAUUUCUGAAAUUAUUUUUAAUCAAGCCUUUGAUUAUAUUUCAAUUACUUCAUCAGAUCAAGAGAAACAAACAUGAAGCAUCUUAACCCAUCAAUAUAUGCAUGAUGCUCUGUAAUAGUAUAAUCAGUGAUGGGAGCUUUGUAAUAUAUGGCAACAUGAACCUGUAUUACUUUGGCCAGAACAAAGGAGAUGGUAUCGUGAUAAACUGUCUGAAGUUAUUUAAGCAGCAGUGUGUGAUCCUAUUCUUAUUGGGCUAGCUCACUCUUGGAAAAUCCAUGGAAUCUCACUUUCUUUCUCAUUUAUAAGAUUGCCCCAUUUUACAUAAACAACUGAUUUUGGUCAUUAAUGUGUUAAAGGCCAUUUUUCCCGUUAUUUGCAAAGCUAAUGAAGUUGAACAAAAGUUAGAGAACAAAUAUAUGAUGCAAAAAGUAUAAAACAAAUCAUUGGGUCGAUCUGUAGAGGGUUUAUGAAAAGACAAUGGAUAAGAACCAUAUAAGAGGCAUGGAGAAAGUGUCCAUGCUAGUGAAAUAACAGAUCCAUAAAGCCAAUUAUCCUGAAAAGAUUCUAAUUGAUUAAAAUAAGGUAAUCAAUUUUGUGACCCCUUAGGGCAUUAACCAGGCCCAAUACUGAACAGAAUAUGAAAUACUUAUUGGUUAAAAUCUCUCUGCUAUCAAAGGUUUAAUAUUGUAUUUAUUUGUUCCAAAUAAAAACUUAAAGAAAAUUUAGGGUUACUAACAUAUCCUUUAAAAAUGAAACAAAAGUCCAAGUGUGUCUGGAUAAUCUCUGUAUAUAUCAUUUCAUGUUAUUCUUUUUUCCCCAAAUAAAAUGUCCAUAUUAAA
Messenger RNA from Dromiciops gliroides (monito del monte), 9511 nucleotides. RefSeq names its product tropomodulin 2 (gene TMOD2). The coding region runs from base 338 to 1393 and encodes 351 amino acids. Lineage: Eukaryota; Metazoa; Chordata; Mammalia; Microbiotheria; Microbiotheriidae. Gene Ontology annotation, cellular component: myofibril; striated muscle thin filament. The transcript has 10 exons. Gene Ontology annotation, molecular function: tropomyosin binding. The record is from RefSeq and is a predicted model, not a curated record. Gene Ontology annotation, biological process: muscle contraction; myofibril assembly; pointed-end actin filament capping.